Papaver somniferum (opium poppy) is the source of this 675-nucleotide messenger RNA. RefSeq lists its product as uncharacterized. NCBI's taxonomy places the organism in Eukaryota, Viridiplantae, Streptophyta, Magnoliopsida, Ranunculales, Papaveraceae. Bases 1 to 675 code for a protein of 224 amino acids. The record is from RefSeq and is a predicted model, not a curated record. Gene Ontology annotation, molecular function: nucleic acid binding. The transcript has a single exon. Gene Ontology annotation, biological process: DNA integration.
AUGAUUAUACGCUCGGAUAACGGUACUUCUUUUGUUAACGAAACUGUCAUGUACGUGUUGAACCAAUAUGGGAUCAAGUUCCACUCCUCGACUAUCUAUUACCCCAAGGGGAACGGGCAGGCCGAAGCAACCAACAAAACAUUGUUAAGGAUACUAAGACGGACAAUGCAUGAUCAUCCCAGGAGAUGGCAUGAACAACUACGCCUUUCACUUUGGGCAUAUCACAUCUCCAGGAGAAGUUCAACUGGUGCCUCCCCUUAUUCCCUGGUGUAUGGAGAAGACUCGAUACUGCCAGCAGAAAUUGCGAUACCGUCCGCACGCGUGGAUAUGGACAGCCUCACAACCCCGGAUGAGGUUAGUCGUUUCGCUCAUUUGGAUACCUUAGAAGAACGACGAGCCAAGGCUGAACGUUUCGCGGAUAAGUAUAGGCAACAGACGACGAAAUAUUAUAACCAAAAGGUGAAAGAACGAGUCUUCAGCGUGAAUGAUGUAGUGAUGAAAAUCUCACCGCAUGUCCAGCGUAAUGAAAAAGCAGGAAAAUUUGUUGCAAAUUGGCAAGUUCCCUAUAUGAUUAGUGAAGAUGCAGAAAGCGGAUAUUACUAUCUGAAGCGGAUGAAUGGCUUACGCAUCAGUACUCCUAUCAAUGAUAAAUGGCUUAAAACUUAUUAUGCUUAA